Engraulis encrasicolus (European anchovy) is the source of this 4805-nucleotide messenger RNA. Its product is annotated as up-regulator of cell proliferation-like. The record is from RefSeq and is a predicted model, not a curated record. Gene Ontology annotation, molecular function: GTP binding. Lineage: Eukaryota; Metazoa; Chordata; Actinopteri; Clupeiformes; Engraulidae. The coding region runs from base 1 to 4698 and encodes 1565 amino acids. The transcript has 2 exons.
AUGGCUACCCACUACACAGGAAUCACCCUCUUUGAGCUGCUGUCUACUCUGGGCCUGAGGGAUCUGCAGGGAGGGAAGCUCACUCUCAGCUCAGUCCUGGAGAUAACGAGCAACACACUGUCUGAUACACCAACACAAGGUCUACAGCAACUACCAUGGACUUUCUUAAGAAAGCUUGUCAUGUCUAAUUUAAAUGCAAGGAAUAUACAAUGUGCACAAGACCAACCAAAUUACAAUUCUGGUUUUACUCAUGAUGAUAAUUAUUAUUGUCGUAUGAAUCCUCUAGAUUUGAUCACUGCCCUUUUCCACUGUGCAGAUCCUUUCCUCCAGCAGGAAAUUAUCUCCAAAAUGUCGUUGUGCCAGUUUGCUGUUCCUUUGCUGCUGCCAAACUGUGACACACAGCGAAGUACUAUGAUGCUGUGGGCCAUGAGAGAUCUAGUUAAAAACUACAAACCUCAUUCCUCAUUAGGUGAAGGGGCGUUAGUAGAGGGCAGGAUUGUAGAGAUGGAAAUCCCCAUGGUGUCUUUUGUUAGGGUGGGAAAGAGCAGUUUGUCUAAAUCUGACAUUCUGAAUAAAUUGCUUAGCAAUACUUCUCAGCACAAUGAAGCAUUUAUCCAUCAUGACAUGCCAUGUGGUGAUGUGCCCAGGAGAAUCUCAGAUGGGCUGGUUGAAAUCAGCUGGAAUCUGCCCUGUGGGAACAAAAACAUUGACACAUUCACACAGCCAGUAGCCAUGGCCAACCUGAGAGGAGACAGUAGGUCGUUUGAAGCUCAAGUGUCCUUCCUGUGUCAGACCUCAGCUGCUGUUUUCAUCUUCACUGAUGACUUGCAGGCUGACCUCAGUUCUUUCACCAACACACAGAGAAAAGUGGAACUGUUUCUGGUUACCAACUCUCAGAAUAAGAAUUAUAAUGAGGAGAAACUCAAGGAUACUUGCGGAAAACACAAAUUUCAAGACAACCCGGUUCUAAUUAGAAAAAAGCAAAAUCAGCAUGAAUUUGUAAACAUGUUGCGUUGCUAUGUAAACCGCAUUGUUCAAAAUGAUUUGCCGAAAACCAACAUGUUUCAUUUGGCGACUGUAGCUCGACAGAUUGGAAUUGCAGUAGAUGAGGACUCAAGUGAAUGUCAGGGUGGCGGAGAGUAUGCUGAAAGAAUUAGUGAAAUGGUGAAGGAUGUUGUAGCCUUUAAGGAGAAGCAGUUGCCUUUGCAUGGAGCCUUUUGGAAGGAAAUCAGUCAGUUGGAGAAGGAGAGAUACAGAAUGAGAAAUCCAAAUAAAAAUAAAGACAUAGAACAUUACAGGAAUUUCCUGAUUAAGCAAGAACAAAAAGUGAGACUACAACAGCAAGAGACUAAAACAUCAGAUGCCAUGAACAAAUUUAUUGCUGGAAUCUCACUAUCAGAAACAAAGCGUCUCUACUUCCUCAAGUGGCUGAAAAUUCAGCUAGACACCUUGACCAGACAUAACCUAUCCAAACUGAAACAGCAGUACAAAGACUGUUGCAUAAAUCUUCCAGAAAACAAGGAGCAGAUAAAUAGCUUAGAUGAGCAAAUCUCCAACUGCUCGUUGGGUCCUGAGCAUUUCUUCCGAGAGCUAGGUCAGAUUUAUGAGUGUGCUUGCUCCCUUCCACAACAUCACCCAGCCAGACAACAAGUCCAGCACCUGCCUCGUCUGUGUGCUCAGAUGCUGCUGGAUGGGUUUCCAAUGGAGCUGGUGGAUGGAGAUGCUUCAAACAUCCCAAUGAAGUGGAUAUCAGCAGUCCUGACUGACCUGAAUCAACUGGUGGACACCAAGAGCAGGAUCCUGGUGUUGACUGUGCUGGGGGUGCAGAGCACUGGGAAGUCCACCCUUCUCAACACCAUGUUUGGGCUACAGUUUGCUGUCAGCAGUGGACGAUGCACCAGAGGAGCCUUCAUGCUGCUGAUGAAGGUCUCUGAGGAACUCAGACCUGAGCUCAAUUGUGACUUCAUCAUGGUCAUUGACACUGAGGGUCUAAAAUCACCUGAGCUGGCUGCACUGGACACAAGCUACGAACAUGACAACGAACUAGCAACCCUGGUGAUAGGGCUCAGUGACAUCACCAUUAUCAAUGUUGCCAUGGAGAACAAUACAGAGAUGAAAGAUAUUCUCCAGAUUGCAGUCCAUGCCUUUCUGAGAAUGAAGGAGGUUGGGAAGAAGCCCAGAUGUCUGUUUGUGCAUCAGAACGUGUCAGACAUGUCUGCUCAUGACAACAACAUGAGAGAUCGGAAUAAACUGGUGGAGCAGCUCAAUGAGAUGACUCUAGCAGCAGCUAAGAUGGAGAAGAAAGAAAGCAACACAAAGUUCACUGAUGUGAUGAAAUAUGAUCCUGACAAAGACAGCUACUACAUCCCUGGACUCUGGCAUGGAACUCCCCCAAUGGCCCCAGUGAAUACUGGCUACAGUGAAGCUGUGUAUGAACUCAAGAAGAAUUUGAUCAGUCUCUUUGAGUCAAAUGAUUUGAAAAGCAAUGAUGCAACAGCGUUUCUGAAGUGGACUGAGAGUUUGUGGAAUGCAGUGAAAUUUGAGAACUUCAUCUUCAACUUUAGAAACAGUUUGGCGGCUGAUGCAUACUUGGACUUGUGCACUCACUAUAGCAGCUGGGAGUGGACAUUCCAAUCAGAGAUGAACAGCUGGCUCGAAGCAAAGACAACAGUGAUAUCCAAUUUUGGAAUAACAGGAAGGAAUGUCCAAAUCAGUGAAAUACACACUACAUUACAAGAUAUGUUGCAUGAGGCUUCAGAUGAACUGAAUAAAGAAGAGCAAAAUAUCCUGCAGAAUAUUGAGAAAUACUUUGAGAAAAAAGACAACAAGGUUUCUUUGGUACAUAAAUAUAAACAGGAAUUCAUAAAUAGUGCCAAGGCUUUCACACGAGAGACAAAAAUGUCUAUAAGACAGUCUUUGGAGCAAGCCGUUGAAAUAAGAAAGGAAAUGGAUAAGGUGAACACCAUCAAGAGCAAGCAAACAGAGACAAUUGAGGCAAAAGUCUUGGAGCUGAUUAGAAUUUGUAAGAGUAGAAAGACAGAUAUAUCUGAGAAAGAUCUCAACAAGGAAUUUGACGACAUGUGGGGAGAGAUCAUGUCUAAUUUGCCAGUUGUCCAGUUACAACAGAUUGAUGUGUAUAAGAAUGCAUUCCAUCUACUGAGGGACAACUUAAGUGCAAAAAGUGGAUAUGUCGCUAAAAUGCUCAGUGAGGUCGAUUUGAAGACUCGCGGACAGGAAGAUUUCACUGUUAAAGCUGGAUUUUUGAACAGGUUAAAAGGAAGACUAGUACCAUUUAUAUGGCGCUCCAAAAAAACACAUAUUGAGAAAAAGGACAAAAUCUGUGAUCACAUCAAGAUGAAGUGUUGCACUCGUGUUGAAGAGCAUGUUAAGUCAAUGAAGAGAAAUAACACAGCCUACAAUGACACAUACAUCAAAGAGAUUAUCAAAUUAAUUGAUGACAAAGUACAAGAUCAACGGAUUUCUGAUGAGUGUGAAGCUAAUCUAAAGUCUGAUGUCAUUAGUUUUGCAGCAAGGCGCUUCCAGGAAGCACACAAUGAAUUCAAUGCUCGCAAUGACCCACAUGAGCAUCUGAAAAGGUGCAAAAACACAUUUCUUCACUGUUUUUUAGCAAUGUUUAAUGAAAAAGACCAGUGUUUGAAGAAGGCCCAGGAAUUCACUGAAACGUGUAUAAAGCCAGCAAUUAAUGACUACGUAUCUAGACACCUCAGUCAGGCAAUAGCGAAUGAAAUGAAGACAGGAGAUGAGGGAGUGAUCUACAACACACGGACUAACUUCCAGUUUGCUGUCUUAAAACAGCUGCUUGAGGAACAUUCAUUUGAGAAGUACAAACAAUACACAAUAUCAUAUGAGCCAUUUGUGAAGGACUGGAUAAUGCAACAGAUCAUCAAGAGAUUGUCUGCAGGUGACCAGCUGGCUACACUCGAGAAAAAGCUCCUCUCAGACAUUGUGCUGAAAAUCAACAAUGCCAUCAAAGACACCAGCUCUACAGGGAAUAAGGCCAUCAAAGGGUUAAUUCGGAAGUUCUGCUCUGCCCUUCAGGAUCAGCUGGUCAUCCCAAGAGACGCCUUAGACAACUUUAUGAUUCUUAUCAGUGUUGACACGGACCAGUUUGCCUCCAACCUCAAAGAGUUCAUAAAUGAUAUGGAAGAGUCUUUAGCACAGGACUACGAUGGGAGAACAGGUAGUUCCCACAUCACUGAGAGAAUUGAGCAGCUGCCCUCUAAACCCGAUGAUCUGCUCUUCUCCAGUGUGUGUGGAUGUGGACACCAGUGUCCUUUCUGCAACACGCCCUGUGAAGCAGGCGGGCAGGGCCACCCCAAUCACUUCUCCAGCAUGCACAGGCCUAAAGGUCUUGGAACAUACAGAUAUGGGGAUCACGGAAAGCUGCUAACAGACAUAUGCACAACUGCAGUGAUCAGUGAUGUACAAUUCAGGAGUCCAGAAACUAACAUGGAAAGACAUCCCUAUAAGGAGUACAGAGAGAUCUACCCAGACUGGGACAUAGCGGGAGAUGCCACUAUAGAGGCCUCAGAUUACUGGAAAUAUGAGAUGAUGAAGUUCAAUAACGAACUGGCUGAAGCUCAUGAUGCGAAACCUGCAGACAUCCCAGAUGAGUGGAAGAGGCUCACACAACAGGAUGCACUGACAGGUCUGAAGAGAUCAUUUAACAUGAAAUAGUGCAGGAAUAUAAAUAGUUUGUAAUCAUUGCCAGUGAUAAUAAAGGCAGUCGUCCGCAAACUUGACGAUCAAAUUGGAGGGAGAGGAGGCAGAGCAGUGAUGUGUGA